Molecule: messenger RNA, 231 nt
Organism: Haemonchus placei
Lineage: Eukaryota; Metazoa; Nematoda; Chromadorea; Rhabditida; Trichostrongylidae
Source: the annotation of a GenBank genome assembly
AUGGUCGGGAUUGGUGGAAGAUUUGAAUCGAACUCUUUCAUCGAGGACAAUUACUAUCGAUUCGAUUUCGUCAAGAACAACUGUAAUUGCCGAAGUGAACCGGAUAAUAAACGAGUAAUUACUGUUCAAGGAGUCGACGUCGAAGAGAAGGCAAUGGCGAAGGCGGGUGACGACGAACGCAAAGUGAAAUUGAUGGCUCAAAGAGAAAUCGAUUGGGUGAUGAUUGAUUAG